Penaeus chinensis is the source of this 1148-nucleotide messenger RNA. RefSeq lists its product as uncharacterized. Lineage: Eukaryota; Metazoa; Arthropoda; Malacostraca; Decapoda; Penaeidae. The transcript is spliced from 5 exons. Bases 349 to 792 code for a protein of 147 amino acids. The record is from RefSeq and is a predicted model, not a curated record.
CAGAGCAUCUGGAUGGUUGGUCUGAGAGAACCCACGUUCAUGCGAGCGAGAGUUUUGGUAGUCUGACUAAAGAACUAGAAAAAGAGAGAAUGCGCGGGAAAAGCCAAUGAAUACUUUGACGACCCUACGACUGCUGCACACUCUAAGGAUAUAAGGCUUGAUAGAUAAAAAAAAAAAAAAAAAAAAAACAACAACAUACGUAUUCAACUGAAAGGCAGGAAACUACCAUAAUUGUGGGAUCGAUAUAGUGUCAUCAUUGCCCGCGCCCUCUCAGGAACCUUAAGAAGCGUGAAACCUUCCUGCCAAGCCACAAGGAGCAGCACCUAAUCAGCUGCACAGAGAGCCGGGAUGUGGUCUGACAGUUCCCACUCGCAGACAUUCGGACACGCGCCCGCCAUGGACCGCCUCUGUCUGCACUCCAGACUCGGCUGCGUGCUAGCCGGAGGUCUUCACGGAGGAAGCCGCGCCGGAAUCGGACACUUGGCUCGCGUGCAGGAGCCGCCGGGUCUGCCGUCGGCUUCGGAAGUUUCGGCCGAGGCGGCGAUCUUCGUGGCGGUGAUCGUCGUCUUCUACGCCGCCAUCAUCGUCAUCCUCCUGGGCACCAACAUGCGUCGUCCGCGGUCGUCCUCGUCCUCGUCGUCCCGCCAGCGCCGCUCCCGCUCCCGCUCGAGGUCCCGCCACCGACACCAGCUCGUCCUCGACCCCAAGGACGGCUCCGUGACGACCCAGCACGCGCCCAAGAAGAAGCGGGAGAGCUCGGCCGCAGCCAUUCCCGGCGCCGAGAACGUGUGAACAAAGACGCUGAUUCCCGUUUCUUUCUCUUGUUUUCUUGCUCUUCCUGUCCUUUUGUCUUUUUUCCCCCCUUCGGCUUUUGCUUUUCGUAUUAUCAUUUUUUUUUCUCUUACCGCUUUUCCUGUUUCAUGUCCCCCUUUCGCUUUAUUUUGUAUUUCAUUAAUCGCUCCUUCCUGGUUAUUUAAUUUCUCCCGAACGAAAUUGUAUCCUUUGCCAAACCACCUGUCCUGCUCGUCCACUUGCCUCACCCUUAGUAUUCUUGUCUAUUCCUUCUAUCAUUUCCCUCCUCCGCUGCCUCGUCUCCGUGCCCGCCUCCCCAUUCCUUCCCUCCUUCUCUCAUCCUUUUCUCAUAUUCU